This is a messenger RNA of Caenorhabditis remanei, 1008 nucleotides long. RefSeq lists its product as uncharacterized. The record is from RefSeq and is a predicted model, not a curated record. Bases 1 to 1008 code for a protein of 335 amino acids. Lineage: Eukaryota; Metazoa; Nematoda; Chromadorea; Rhabditida; Rhabditidae. The transcript is spliced from 4 exons.
AUGGAGGACUGUAUUUCCAACUCGUACGACAUCGCAGACCCUCGUAUCUACACCAUGAUAUUCCACGUUCUCACAGCCAUAGAAAUCCCUAUACAUAUUUUUGGAAUCUAUUGUAUCUUGUGGAAGACACCGAUACAAAUGAGCUCAGUGACAUGGCUCAUGUUGAAUUGUCAUAUUUUGAAUGUUUUGCUGGAUUUAAGUAUCAGUUUCCUGUCCAUUCCAUUCAUUUUUCAUCCUACAUUUUCUGGAGUUUCAUUGGGAAUUUUAGAUUUUCCGGAACUUGAAGUAUAUUUAGUGUUGACAUUAAUUGGAUUGGUCGUUGUUUCAAUAUGGGGUAUCUAUGAAAACCGCUACUAUGUGUUAUUUGCCAAGGGAAACAACACAAUGUGGUGUUGGAUAAGAAAACCGAUUAUGGUUAUCAACUACCUAGCGGCAAUCAUGUUCUUCAUUCCUCCGUACUUUGUGAUACCAAAUCAAACUGAAGCAUAUCUGAAAACUGCAAAGGGUCUCCCAUGUAGACUAGAACCCUCCUACGACGGUCGUAAGGUCUUCUUACUUUCUGAUGGCCAAGGAUUACCUUUGUACUGUAUUUGUUUUGUCUUUGUUCUCACUAUAUCUCAAUGUAUUCCUCUGUUUAUUGUCAUUAUCAUAAAACUAAUACUGCAAGGCCGUAAGAAGGAAUCAGCAAUUUCUUCUCGAACAGUGAAAAUCAGAAAGAAGUUUGUAAUCGCUCUGGUCAUUCAGACUGUGAGCCCAUUCUUCCUUAUAAGCCUUCCUGUAGAGUAUCUAGCCAUUGCUACAUUUAUUAACUAUUACAAUAGAUCAUUGAACUGCUUCUCAGUGGUGUUAUUUUCUCUUCAUGGUAUUUGUUCUACAUUGACAAUGAUAUUCAUCCAUCAACCUUAUCGAGAUGUCACCAUUGACACAAUCUAUAAGUUGUUUGCAAUGAAAAGGAAAACUAUUAAUUCCAGGAAAAUAAGUGUAAUACCUCCUGCCAUUCAACUAUAA